CUGACACACGCAGACCCCUAGGGAGGCCGGAUGCGGCCGGGUCCCUCAGGUGGAAUGAUUGUGAACUAAGACGCGCUCUGGCAGAGACUAUGUAAUCUCCUCGGUGUCUGUGCAGAGAACUGCUCUUCGGGGAGGGAAGAGGAGGGAUCGGCUAGGUCCACUGCGACUCGGCAGGCGGAGUUUCGCGGCGGCACCAGAGUUGCGCCCGCCCGCGGGGAGGUCGUUCCAUCCAGCCCCGGCGGCCGCGAUAAUUAGCCCUAACGCCGGAGCGCGGUAGUCGCCAGGGGUGACGAAGAGCUAGACCCAUCCAUCCCCAGGGCGCGAGGGAGCUGGCCGGGCAAUCCCGGAGGAGGUGAGCAGCAGCCGCAAACGAGCCGAGCGCGCCCCCAGCCCGCUCCAGCGGCGCCGCGCCGGGCGGUGUUCGGGCGCUAUGGAGAAGGACGGCCUGAGCCGCGCUGACCAGCAGUACGAGUGCGUGGCGGAGAUCGGUGAGGGCGCCUAUGGGAAGGUGUUCAAGGCCCGGGACCUUAAGAACGGAGGCCGUUUCGUGGCGCUGAAGCGCGUGCGGGUGCAGACCGGCGAGGAGGGCAUGCCGCUUUCCACCAUCCGCGAGGUGGCAGUGCUGAGGCACCUGGAGACCUUCGAGCACCCCAACGUGGUCAGGUUAUUUGAUGUGUGCACAGUGUCACGAACAGACAGAGAAACUAAACUAACAUUAGUGUUUGAACAUGUUGAUCAAGACUUGACCACUUACUUGGAUAAAGUUCCAGAGCCUGGAGUGCCCACUGAAACCAUAAAGGACAUGAUGUUUCAGCUUCUUCGAGGUCUGGACUUUCUUCAUUCUCACCGAGUAGUGCAUCGUGACUUAAAACCACAGAACAUUCUGGUGACCAGCAGUGGACAAAUAAAACUGGCUGACUUCGGCCUUGCGCGCAUCUACAGUUUUCAGAUGGCUCUUACCUCAGUGGUCGUCACGCUGUGGUACAGAGCCCCGGAAGUCUUGCUUCAGUCCAGCUACGCCACCCCCGUGGAUCUCUGGAGUGUUGGCUGCAUAUUUGCAGAAAUGUUUCGUAGAAAGCCUCUUUUUCGCGGAAGUUCAGAUGUGGAUCAACUAGGAAAAAUCUUGGACGUAAUUGGACUCCCAGGAGAAGAGGACUGGCCUAGAGACGUGGCCCUUCCCAGGCAGGCUUUUCACUCAAAAUCUCCUCAACCUAUUGAGAACUUUGUUUCAGACAUUGAUGAACAAGGCAAAGACCUACUUCUGAAGUGCUUGACAUUUAAUCCAGCCAAAAGAAUAUCUGCCUACGGUGCCUUGUCUCACCCGUACUUCCACGACCUGGAGAGGUGCAAGGAGAACCUGGAUUCCCACCUGCCGCCCAGCCAGAACAGCUCGGAGAUGAAUACAGCCUGA
Messenger RNA from Pteronotus mesoamericanus, 1411 nucleotides. RefSeq names its product cyclin dependent kinase 6 (gene CDK6). Gene Ontology annotation, molecular function: ATP binding; cyclin-dependent protein serine/threonine kinase activity; cyclin binding. Gene Ontology annotation, cellular component: cyclin-dependent protein kinase holoenzyme complex; nucleus; cytoplasm. The coding region runs from base 431 to 1411 and encodes 326 amino acids. Lineage: Eukaryota; Metazoa; Chordata; Mammalia; Chiroptera; Mormoopidae. Gene Ontology annotation, biological process: regulation of G2/M transition of mitotic cell cycle; protein phosphorylation; cell dedifferentiation. The transcript has 8 exons. The record is from RefSeq and is a predicted model, not a curated record.